AUGCCACAACAUGCAUCAGGACCUACUCCGGGGCAACAGUAUCCAAACACUUCCAAUAUUCAUUUCCUCUCUCAUCAAUACAAAAUUACCACAUGCUCGGCUCCGCCUUCUAUUCAUGCUUUUGCAGCCCUACUCCUGUCUGAAGCUCCUGCUUUUGAUGUCAAUCCAACGGUUGUGAUUCUUCACUCUACAAGCGACUCUGUAUUGAAUGUUUUUAGCGAUCAGCAUCACGCUCCCGAACUCACAUUUAAGUCGACUGCAACUACUCAAAUAAUUCAAGAAGGUUCGGGAAGUCUGGAAGGAAAGAAGAAUGAGGAAGAUGCAUCUGCCAUUGCAGUUGGACAACAGCAACACACACAGAUCGGAGGGAGAUUGAGAGAGAAGGGAAAAAGAGUAAGAGAAAGAGAGAGAGAAGCAGCGAGAGAAAGCGAGAGAGAGCAGAGAACCGCGAGAGAGAGAAAAAGAGGAGAGAGAUCGAACAAGAGACGAUUCAGGGCGGAGGAGAGCAACACCGCCACUGUUAAGCUCGCCGGAGCUCCGGCGACGCUACAACAGUGA
Capsicum annuum is the source of this 558-nucleotide messenger RNA. RefSeq lists its product as uncharacterized. The transcript is spliced from 3 exons. The record is from RefSeq and is a predicted model, not a curated record. NCBI's taxonomy places the organism in Eukaryota, Viridiplantae, Streptophyta, Magnoliopsida, Solanales, Solanaceae. The coding region runs from base 1 to 558 and encodes 185 amino acids.